Messenger RNA from Mangifera indica (mango), 948 nucleotides. Its product is annotated as NAD(P)H dehydrogenase (quinone) FQR1. Gene Ontology annotation, molecular function: NAD(P)H dehydrogenase (quinone) activity; FMN binding. The record is from RefSeq and is a predicted model, not a curated record. Lineage: Eukaryota; Viridiplantae; Streptophyta; Magnoliopsida; Sapindales; Anacardiaceae. Bases 129 to 740 code for a protein of 203 amino acids. The transcript is spliced from 4 exons.
AUGGAACUAUAAAUACGACUCCAGCGUCGACGUUUUUAAUCGUGGAAAAUCUCAAUCUCAGAGACAGGAGACAAAGGUAAAAAAAAAGGAAGAGAGAGCUCAGUGACUUGUUGAAGACUAAUCCACAAAUGGCCGUCAAAGUGUAUAUUGUGUACUAUUCCAUGUAUGGUCAUGUAGAGAAACUUGCAGAAGAGAUAAAGAAAGGCGCUUCAUCUGUUGAAGGUGUUGAAGCCCAAUUAUGGCAGGUUGCCGAGACGCUACCACAGGAGGUGCUCAGCAAGAUGAGUGCACCACCAAAAAGUGAUGUACCAAUCAUUACACCCCAAGAACUUGCUGAAGCUGACGGGUUUGUCUUCGGCUUCCCAACAAGAUUUGGAAUGAUGGCUGCUCAAUUCAAGGCAUUUAUGGAUGCAACUGGCGGUCUUUGGAGGGCCCAACAGCUUGCAGGAAAACCUGCUGGGAUCUUCUAUAGCACCGGUUCACAAGGUGGUGGCCAAGAGACUACAGCGUUGACAGCAAUCACUCAGCUUGUUCACCACGGGAUGAUCUUUGUCCCCAUUGGAUACACGUUUGGCGCUGGCAUGUUUGAGAUGGAGCAGAUUAAAGGUGGAAGUCCCUAUGGUGCUGGAACUUUUGCUGGGGAUGGCUCAAGACAGCCAAGUGAGCUUGAAUUGAAGCAAGCUUUCCACCAGGGGAAGUACAUUGCCAACAUCACAAAGAAGCUCAAGGGAAGUGCUUAAAUACAUUCGGAUUUAUACCAUAAACACAUUUACAUGGCCUUUUUCUACCAUUCUUUUCGCUUUCAGAAUUUAUAUUUCCUAUAUCUCUUAAGGUUUGCAAACAAUAAAUUCUCGCUUCAAUUCGUAUAUGAUUUGUACGCAUGUAAUACAUACAGUUGUUUUCCUCGGCAGUAAAGUUGUUUCAGGUUGCUUUGUGUUGGUAAUUUAA